Molecule: messenger RNA, 1225 nt
Organism: Apaloderma vittatum (bar-tailed trogon)
Lineage: Eukaryota; Metazoa; Chordata; Aves; Trogoniformes; Trogonidae
Gene: MAPKAPK3
Product: mitogen-activated protein kinase-activated protein kinase 3
Exons: 9
Coding region: 1-1011 (336 amino acids)
Biological process (GO): intracellular signal transduction; protein autophosphorylation; toll-like receptor signaling pathway
Cellular component (GO): cytoplasm; nucleus
Molecular function (GO): calmodulin binding; ATP binding; mitogen-activated protein kinase binding
Source: RefSeq, a predicted model, not a curated record
AUGCAUGUAGGUGCCACUUUAAAGCAGAGUGAUGCUGGCUCACUGACAUUGCUCUCUCCUCUUUCUUUACAGCUCCUGUAUGACAACCCAAAAGCCCGUCAGGAAGUAGAGUAUCACUGGCGAGCAUCAGGGUGUCCCCACAUUGUCCAUGUCCUGGAUGUUUAUGAAAAUAUACAUCAUGGAAAGAGAUGCCUCCUCAUUGUGAUGGAAUGCAUGGAGGGAGGAGAGCUGUUUAGCAGGAUCCAGGAGAGAGGAGAUCAAGCUUUCACUGAGAGAGAGGCUUCUGAAAUAAUGAGAGACAUCGGAACAGCCAUCCAGUAUCUGCAUUCAAUGAACAUUGCCCAUAGAGAUGUCAAGCCUGAAAACUUGCUUUACACGUCGAAAGAGAAGGAUUCUGUACUCAAACUCACAGAUUUCGGCUUUGCCAAAGAAACCACUGUACAAAAUGCGCUGCAGACCCCCUGUUACACUCCUUAUUAUGUGGCCCCAGAAGUCCUUGGUCCUGAGAAGUACGAUAAAUCAUGUGACAUGUGGUCAUUGGGUGUCAUCACAUAUAUUCUCCUGUGUGGGUUCCCUCCAUUCUACUCAAACACUGGUCAAGCCAUUUCUCCAGGGAUGAAGAGAAGAAUUCGAAUGGGACAAUAUGGGUUUCCCAAUCCAGAGUGGGCAGAAGUAUCAGAGGAAGCCAAACAACUGAUUCGCCAUUUACUGAAGACUGACCCAACAGAGAGGAUGACAGUUUCUCAAUUUAUGAAUCACCCUUGGAUUAAUAGAUCAAUGGCAGUGCCGCCAACUCCACUUCAUACUGCACGGGUCCUGCAAGAAGAUAAAGACCACUGGGAUGAAGUUAAAGAGGAAAUGACCAGCGCUUUGGCUACCAUGAGGGUGGACUAUGAUCAGGUGAAAAUCAAAGACUUGAAAACAUCCAACAACCGCCUCCUGAACAAGCGCCGUAAGAAGCAGAAGCAGGCAGGUGCCUCUUCUGCAGCCCCAGGGUGCAGUAACCAAUGAGGAGAGAAGCCAAGGACCUGUGGGUGGAGGGUAGAGGUUAAAAGGAACGAUUUGAAAUCAGUAUGAUCAACUCAGCCUGUACCACAAAGGCAAUGAGGCCAUGAAGAAGCUGUCCGGUGAAGAGGGGAAGACUGUGUUUUUGUAACUCGAGUCAGGGCUUUGCUUCUAAAGGUUGAUGUAUAUGGUAUGAUUUUGUUGCAUAUUGCUAGGGAAA